GCACUGACACACUCACGUAGGCUCCGGUCCCUGAUCCCCGGACUGACUCCCUCCAGCCCCGCCGUGCUCUCCCCUGCCGGCUCCUCGUCACCCUCCGCCGCUUCCAGGUGGGGGUUGUCUUUUUCCAACAUCACGACCACGACCCCGGACGAUUCGUCACACACAGCGGGGACCAGACAGCCCACUUCCCGGGUUUCCUGAGUCAGGUCCUAAUUAUCUGCAGCCCCCCCCCCCCCCAACUAACAGAAGAUCGCAGAAGGGGACACUGGAGGGACCCCGACUGAGGGACCAAUGGAGGAGAUCGGGGAGGAUCUGAACCUCUCCUUUCUGCUGGAACAUGAAAGAGAGAUGAUCCUGAAGGUGCUGCAGAAAGACGAGAAACUGAGGAAACGAGAGGAGAAGAGGAUACGGAAGUUGAAGAAUGAGCUGCUGGAGAUCAAACGGAAAGGCUCGUGUCGACCGCACGAGCUGGGGGAGCGGCAGUGCGCUCGCUGCCUGAAGAACUUGGGUCUGAUUUUUGACCGUGGAGAUCUGUGCGACGAAUGUCAGAUGCGCGUGUGCAGCGAGUGCCGCGUUAAGGCUCCCACAUCUCGGAAUUGGAAAUGCAACGUCUGUGCCAAGAUCUCGGAGCUGAAGGUGGUAACAGGAGAAUGGUUCCUCGAGGAGCGGUCCAAGCGCUUUGAGCAGGAAGUGGCGUGCAGCGAUGUGAUCAAACACACGAUCAUUAGCAGCCCCAUUAUUUCUUUAAAAAAGUCGACAGAAAACCUGUCGGCCGCAUCAGAAUCAGAGCGAGCCGACACUCCUAAAUCCAAGAGAACUGGAAUGCUCAGGAAAGGAAGGAAGAUGGAUAAAAAAGGCACCCGAUCGACCUUAAAGCCAGAGAAUGGAGUCGACAGUCCAAGUCCUAAAUCCCUGUCAGAUGGAGAUGCUCAGAGCCUACUCAGUGUUCGCUCGUCUACCACUCUACAUACAAAUAGGGGCGCUGCGUUGGCCUUGGAGUCCUCAGGAUUGCCCACGGUCCCUAACAACCUGCGAUCCCAGCCUGCAGACCGAUCUCAAACUUCCAACGACAACCGGAGGGUCAGGCCUGAUGGAGCGGAGAGUGUGGCCAGUUUACACUCCAGUGACAGCACACCUGAGAAAAAAGCACCUGCGUACUACAGGAAGUCUUCAGGCGCCCCGACCAUUUCUGUGUCCAAGGCUUCGGUGUCAUCAGAUCUCAGUCGCUCAGAGAUGGACCUGUCAGCUCCUGGAUCUGAACCCAGUGACGACGCCCUCAAUCUCAGAAGGCAUUCAAUCGGGCUCACCGAAACAGACUUUACUGAUGAGGAAACAGAGGAAGACAUUGAUGCUCUCAUGUCAGCCCACGGGAAGUCUGCGAAACAACGCCCCAGUAUCGACAUGUCAAUGUCUUCCACUCCCGGCUCAGUCAGAAGGUGGGGACACCUCAAUGUCCCCGACUCGGACGCUGAGACCAGUAGCAUAAACAGCAUGUUGAGCAUGUACAGUGAAUCCGGUGACUAUGGCAACGCCAGGGUGAGCGGCGAGAUCCUGCUGAAGAUCAGCUACAGCUACAAGACCGGAGCUCUCAACGUCUUGGUGAGGGAGUGUCACAACCUGGCAACCGGAGACGAGAAGAGGCAACGCACCGACGCAUACGUGAAGACUUACCUGCUGCCAGAUAUGUCACGACAGAGCAAGAGGAAGACGAGCGUCAAGGCCAACAGCAUCAGCCCUGUUUUCAAUGAGAAUCUGAGGUACGUGAUCAGCCACUCGCAGCUGGAGACGAGAACCCUGCAGGUCUCCGUGUGGCACCACGACCGCUUCGGGCAGAACAGCUUCCUGGGAGAGGUGGAGCUGACCUUUGACUCCUGGGAGUUUGACACCCAAAUAGAGGAGUGGUACGCUCUCCAGCCCAAGGUGGAGAGCAGCGUGGACUCCACAAUGCCGUACAAAGGAGAACUGACAGUCGUGUUAAAGUACAUUCCUGGAGAGAAGAACCUCAUGCCUCUAGAUGAAGUACCAGUGAAGAAAGGGUUCCUGAAAAGCAAGAAGGCAGCCAGCUUCACUCUGCCUGAAGGGGGCAUGGUCGAGCUGCUCGUCAAAGGAGCAAAGAAUCUCACUGCCGUCAAGUCUGGAGGCACUUCAGAUCCUUUUGUGAAAGGAUACCUCCUUCCUGACAACAACAAGUCCACUAAGCACAAGACAGCGGUGGAGCGACGCACUGUGAACCCCGUGUGGAACCACACCUUCACCUACUGCGGCCUGCAGCCAGGAGACCUCAACAACGUGUGCCUGGAGCUCACCGUGUGGGACAAAGAAGCCCUGGCCAGCAAUGUCUUCCUGGGGGGAGUGAGGCUAGGAGCUGGGUCAGGCAAAAGUUACGGGAACGAGGUGGACUGGAUGGACUCAUUCGGGGAGGAGCAGCGUCUGUGGCAACGCAUGAUGGAAAACCCACAAGCCCCUCAGGAGUGUACUCUGAUGCUGCGAUCGAGCAUGGGCAAGUGCCACACAUGAGUCCCGCCUGAACGCACAGACCAGAGGAGUCUGAAGAGAGUAACAGAGAGGGGAGAAGAAAGAAAGAGUGAGGUGAAGGUGUGAGUGUAAGAGCUGGAAAAAGUGGAAUGGUCAAAAAAAAAAAAAACACAACAUCGACUCAAAUACUCAUAAAGGAACAACGACCGUCCUCUUAUCUCUGCGUCUCUCUCCCGUGUUUAGAUCCCUCUUCUUCUAGUCUCAAACAGCCAGUCAUGCCUUACACUCUCAUCCACAUGUGCCCCCCCCCUUUGCCCUUUCAAAAUAUCCAAUUUUGAUCAAGCAUUGCUGUUUACUGCUGUAUGUGAAGAUGAUGUUGUGUAUUACCCACUGAAUAAGCACACAGUGUGUGAGUCCUGAUGUUCCAUCCUCGUCCCCUGUGAUUCAUGCAUCAGAGUCGUGUCUACAUGUGGAGCUGCUGUCAGACAUCGGAUCAGAGACUCUGACUGAAACGCGCCCUUUAUAUCAACCAUGCUGCUUCCUGGUUAAAGCACAUGACGCUGAGAUCCAUCCCCCAUUUAAACAGCCGAGGUGGAGAGUGACUGGUUCUUGAACUCUGAAUGAACUCAAUUUUGACCAAGUGUUGGGUACUAAAGUGAAUUUAUAAUCAUAGCACUUUUUGGAGACUUGAAUUAGUAAUAUCCCAUUUUCAUCCCAUUUUCUAGCAAUGGCUAGUUAAAUUCUAAUCUCAGAACCUCAUGACUUUUCUAGCCUCUGGCAGCGACAGCCAGCUCUUCAAGGCGGUCAUACAAUCAACAUUUAUAUGAUGGAUUGACAUGAUAUUUGGUAAACAAAUUUAUAUAUUUCCCCCAAGAGUAAAUGAAAGAAAUGUAGCUCGUGAUUUUACGGAUGUUCCUUUUGCGCUUUGAUCAGAUCACGAUUUGAAUGUGUUCAAUGCUUUGGUGAAGAACAAAAAGUCUAAGGAUAUUCCCUAGCUUGUGUUAAAAAUGCUAAAAGUGAAUUUGUUACCAGGUUUAUCUAAGCUGGUGAACCUGCAAAAUAUCAGUUCCUUAUGAGUAUGUUAGCAUGCUGAUGUAAGCGAUUAGAACUAAAUCUUAUUUUGGCCGUAACAAAAAUUCAAAUCUAAAAAAUAAAUGCUUCUGAAGAAAAUUGAAAGUAAUUUUCGAGCAUUGCAUUGGGUUCAUUGACCCUCCUGAAGGCCAUAGUUCUGCUAAUUUUAAAUACCCGUUGCAUGUAAUGGUCGUCUACAUUUCCUAUCAUUAGUUGGACCAUGCUAAUUUAUUUGGAAGAAAAAAUGAGUUAGGAAUAUCUGAACGUUUGCAACUUAAUUUUUUCUUUAUUUCCGUUGUGUACUGUGCAACACCCUCCCUUGAUGAACCAUCCUAUGUUGUAAUGGUUCAACUUAAAAGUUGAUGGAAACAUUGGGCCUGUCACUGGUUUGUGAUCGAGGCUCCAAUCAUCUUAAAGAGAGCAGUUCAAGAACCAGAGCCGAUGUGGUGGAUGGACACUAAUAUAAGCCGUAAGCAUGGCUGCAGAUUCAUGUUGUUACUUUAUUAAUGAAAAGAAAAUUUUUCUUUUUUUUCUGUUUAUUGACUAAUCAUUGAAAUCAUCUAAGUGUAAGUACUAGACAGAUGUACUUGCAGUAGAAAAAAAAAGUCUUGACCGUGUACACAUUUAGAGUAGCUUUUAAAUGUACUUUAACAUAGCACUGUAUCAGUGUAAUAAUAGAAACUGCAUGGUUUUAAUGAAAUAAUGUUAGAAGAACAAAAAGGUUGUAUUAAGCACUGAUAAUGACAUCACUUAAACGCAAGAGGAGGAGGUGUGAACCUUGAGACAGCGGUUAUGUGUUAGAGUGAGUCAGCACUGAGCGUUUCAUCUCAGGGCGAGCGUAAUAAUGAGUCAGUGACAGUAACCUUGUCCCUGUCGCUCCGAGCUCUGCGAUCCACCACCCUGCGAUGAUUCAGAAACAAUACUGAAGUUAAUACCCUGUACAAUUGGGUUUUUUUUGUUUUUCAUGAAAUGCCACUUUUGUCUGCUUGUCUUUGGCCUCCCUUACGCUCUGAAACUUCAACAGCUUCAAGAGUUUCUCGUCGCACAAUUGGAUAAAAAAAAUAUACACAGUGUCGACUGUCCAACAUCCUUUAGAUGAGAGGCUCGUGCAAUACCUGAUUACCUGAAGAAACUCUUGAUGUACAGCAUGUACUAUCUCUGUAGUGUCUGGUUUCAAAAGCAUCGAUCACUAUGUAUUCAAGUCUUUUCAUCCCAAAUGUGUUACAGGAAUAUUUUCAAAUAAAUACAUCUUUCCAUAGA
Molecule: messenger RNA, 4806 nt
Organism: Labrus bergylta (ballan wrasse)
Lineage: Eukaryota; Metazoa; Chordata; Actinopteri; Labriformes; Labridae
Gene: sytl5
Product: synaptotagmin-like 5
Biological process (GO): exocytosis; intracellular protein transport
Cellular component (GO): exocytic vesicle; plasma membrane
Molecular function (GO): small GTPase binding; neurexin family protein binding; phospholipid binding
Source: RefSeq, a predicted model, not a curated record